This is a messenger RNA of Meyerozyma guilliermondii ATCC 6260, 1806 nucleotides long. It is a transcript of the gene SPB4, whose product is annotated as putative ATP-dependent RNA helicase. Gene Ontology annotation, molecular function: nucleic acid binding; RNA helicase activity; ATP binding. Gene Ontology annotation, cellular component: nucleolus. The transcript has a single exon. NCBI's taxonomy places the organism in Eukaryota, Fungi, Ascomycota, Pichiomycetes, Serinales, Debaryomycetaceae. Bases 1 to 1806 code for a protein of 601 amino acids. The record is from RefSeq and is a predicted model, not a curated record.
AUGCUCAUCGCGCGAAACUUUAUUCUCAUGUCCAAAUCACUAGCAUGGAGCCAGGCAUCGCUUCAGCCAUGGAUACACGAUGCCAUAGACUCGCUUGGGUUUCGAAGCAUGACUCCUGUCCAAGCAUCGACAAUCCCUCUUUUUUGUGGAAACAAAGAUGUUGUAGUCGAAGCCGUGACUGGAUCUGGAAAGACACUCGCCUUUGCCAUUCCCGUGCUAGAGCGAGUUACAAAGUGUAUGAAGGAGAACAGAGGGAGCUCUGGCUUGUACGGUAUAGUCAUAUCACCCACAAGAGAACUUGCCAACCAAAUCAAUACCGUAUUUCAUACACUUUUACAAUUCUAUCCAGAGGACCAACCGCCCAUCAAAACCCAGUUAAUUGUGGGUUCAUUAGCCACCGUAAGAGAAGAUUUGAAUGCAUUUGCAGAGAACAAACCUCAGAUCAUAAUAGCAACUCCUGGUCGUUUGCUAGACUUUUUUUCAAGCAAUGCCGUCAAGAGAUCAACAGUUGAAAUGGUGGUUUUAGACGAAGCAGACCGUCUAUUGGACAUUUCAUUCCAGAACGACGUUGUGUCCAUUUUGAAAAAGCUUCCAAAGCAGCGAAGAACUGGGUUAUUUUCUGCUACCCUACUGUCGGCUGGUGACAGUAUCUUUCGCACUGGCAUGUCCAACCCAGUGAAAAUCUCUGUCAAUUCUAACAAAGCCGAAUCUAAACCACAGUCGUUGACUGUAAACUACAUGAUGGUCAACCCGGAGACGAAAAUAGCUGUUUUGAUCAACAUGUUGCUGACUUUACAGUACAAAAAAUGCAUCGUCUACUUUCCCACAUGUGCAUCGGUCAAGUACUUUUACUCGGUGUUCCAAAAAUUACAUCCACUUGAAGACGUCAACCUCACCUCCAUACAUGGCCAGCUUUUGGCCAAAGCUCGUCUCAAGGCGAUGAACAAGUUUACAGAGGGAGAUGUGCGUACUUCGAAACAUGUCUUGCUCACCACUGAUGUUGCUGCAAGAGGAAUAGACAUCCCCGAAGUGGACUUGGUGAUCCAGUUGGAUCCGCCAACUGAUCCAGAUAUGUUUUUACAUCGGUGUGGAAGGACGGGCAGAGCCAAUAAAGUGGGAAGAGCCAUCGUUAUGCUCAACAAUAACGCACUCGAAAGUGAUUAUGUUGACUUUAUGGAAGUCAAGGGCCUUAAAAUGAGCGAGGUUGAAUCGCCAGAUGUCAUUGAUGCCUAUAAAGCAUUUCUGAAAAACUUGAGAAAUUUGAUGUUGCAAGAUAGAGCAUUUCAUGAAACUGCAAUCAAGGCAUACGUGGGGUUUGUUCGCUACUACUCGAAGCACGCAGCCACCUCCAUCUUCCGUCUUCAAACUCUCGACUACAUUGGUUUAGCAAAAGCUUAUGGUUUAUUAAGACUUCCCAAAAUGCCUGAAUCAAGGUUUGUUCCUAACGACAGAAUGCCUGAAGACGGAUGGCUUGGAGAAAAAAUUGAUAUGAACAAAUACGCAUACGCCGACCCAGCCAAGGAAAAGAUCCGCCUUGAAACGAUGGAGGAAGAAUGGAACAAAAAAGUUAACGAUGCGAAGAGAAGAAAAGAACUAAAGGUCAAGAAUGAAGCUUGGUCGAGUAAAAAUGAAAAGAAGGAAGGAAAGCAAGAAAGGAGAGAGAAAAUGAAACGAAAGAGAGAAGCUAUAGAAAAACAAAUUAUGAACGAGUCUUCCGAUGAAGAAACUGUGGUCGACUGGAAAGAUUUGGUGCGAGAGAAGAAACAAAAGACAAGUGGAAUACUGGGUUCAUUUGAUGACUUGUAA